UUGAGGGUAAAAAUCUCUCAAGGUUCAUGAGAAACCCACCACCAAGAGAACAGAAGGAAAGGAGAGGACUUGGUUUUGUUUACUCCAAGCACUUGCAUGUGAGCACCAAUAAUUUCUCAUGCAACUGUGGGUCCUUGAGCCAACUCUCCCUCUUUUGUUCUCUUCCCAAUACUCCCCAUCUCUCCCCAGAAUCUCUCUCUCUCUCUCUCUCUCUCUCUGUGCAAUUCAUCUUUUUCUUUGUUCAACAAUGGAGGAAUCAACCUUUUCUCUGCUGCCAUUGAUGCUCUUUCUUCUUCUAAUUCAACUCACAGCUGGUAAUGGAGAGGAGGAAACAGUCCUCCGUUUGCACAGGUUCCAAUGGAGAAGCCCCGUUAUUACAAGUUGCUCCUCUCAGAAAUCAAGGAAAGAGAAUGGUGCCACAAUAUUGGAGAUGAAGCACAGGGGCUACUGCUCAACAGAGGACUGGAUUGAAAGGCUUCAGAGACAGUUAAAUUCUGAUGAUAUUAGGGUUAAAUCCAUCCAAUCCCGGAUGAAAAACACUGCUGCUCCAGGCCAAACACAAGGCCUUUUGCAGACCCAAAUCCCUCUAACUUCAGGGAUUAAUCUCCAAACGCUGAACUACAUAGUCACAGCUGAACUGGGUGGCCUGAACAUGACUCUGAUUGUUGACACAGGCAGUGAUCUCACUUGGGUCCAAUGCCAGCCCUGCAACUCAUGCUACAACCAAAUGGACCCCCUUUUCAACCCUUCCAAAUCCCCUUCUUUCCACCCCAUCUUCUGCAAUUCGCCGGCGUGCCGGUCCCUGCAACUGGCAGGCAAUUCAGUGGCCUGUGGCAACAACCCAUCUUCAUCCUGCAGCUACCUUGUCAGCUACGGCGAUGGCUCGUUCACCAGCGGCGACCUAGCCGGUGAAACCUUCCAUCUUGGGGCUAGCCCAGUUGACAAUUUUGUGUUUGGCUGUGGAAGAAACAAUAAAGGCCUGUUUGGCGGAGCUUCAGGCCUUAUGGGGCUUGGAAGGGGUGAUCUUUCAUUGAUUUCCCAAACUUCCAGCCUUUUUGGAGGGGUUUUUUCAUACUGUUUGCCUUCAGCUGACCAUGCCGAGUCCUCUGGCUCAUUGAUCUUUGGCAAUGAUUCUUCAGUUUACAAGAAUUCCACUCCCUUUUCCUUCACAAAAGUGGUUGAAAAUCCACAGCUCUCCACAUUCUAUCUCCUCAACCUCACCGGGAUUAGUAUCGGUGGAGUGGCUUUACAAGCUCCAGGCUUUAACAAUGGUGGAAUUCUGAUUGAUUCAGGGACCGUGAUCACAAGGCUGGCCCCACCUGUCUACAGGGCUCUGAAAGCAGAGUUCCUGAAACAAUUCUCUGGCUUCCCUCCGGCGCCGGAGUAUUCCAUAUUGGACACAUGCUUCAACCUCUCCGCCUACCAAGAAGUGUCCAUUCCCACCAUAAGAAUGCAGUUUGAGGGCAAUGCCGAGCUGAAUGUGGAUGUCACCGGCAUCUUCUACUUUGUCAAGGCGGAUGCCUCUCAGGUCUGCUUGGCCGUCGCCGGACUCGACUACGACGACGACAUUCCGAUCAUAGGAAAUUACCAGCAGAGGAACACCAGGGUUGUUUAUGAUAACAAUGGGUCCAAGGUGGGAUUCGCUAGAGAAACUUGCAGCUUCACGUGAAAGAGAACGUUAACUAGCAGCUACCAAAUAGCAUAUAUGUGUUCCAUUGUGAAUCUUUAUCGGAUAUUUGUUAAUUUCAUCCCUUGAAGCCAAUUAAGCUGUUGGCAGCAGAUGCAAGAUGUAACUCAAUUGGCCUGCCCAAAAUCAUAUAUAGAUAUCUGUUUUAUCUUCCCAG
Messenger RNA from Diospyros lotus (date-plum), 1844 nucleotides. RefSeq names its product aspartyl protease family protein At5g10770. Gene Ontology annotation, molecular function: aspartic-type endopeptidase activity. The record is from RefSeq and is a predicted model, not a curated record. Gene Ontology annotation, biological process: proteolysis. Lineage: Eukaryota; Viridiplantae; Streptophyta; Magnoliopsida; Ericales; Ebenaceae.